Molecule: messenger RNA, 1778 nt
Organism: Homalodisca vitripennis (glassy-winged sharpshooter)
Lineage: Eukaryota; Metazoa; Arthropoda; Insecta; Hemiptera; Cicadellidae
Gene: sit
Product: elongation of very long chain fatty acids protein
Exons: 6
Coding region: 95-1024 (309 amino acids)
Biological process (GO): sphingolipid biosynthetic process; very long-chain fatty acid biosynthetic process; fatty acid elongation, saturated fatty acid
Cellular component (GO): endoplasmic reticulum membrane
Molecular function (GO): fatty acid elongase activity
Source: RefSeq, a predicted model, not a curated record
GUUGCUUACAGUCGUACAUACACAGACUCAAGCAAUCAUUCAUAGCUAAGUAGACCGCGAUGUCGUUAUAGUGUGUGUGUAUACAGUAUAGUCUAUGUCAUAUUUUAUAUUAUUCCCCCAAAUCACCCCUGCAAUGCAGUUGAGAGGUGGCAUUAUGACCUCUCUCUAUAACAACACGAUAACGAGGUAUUAUGACUUUAUCUUCACAGACUUGGCUGAUCCGCGGACCAACAAUUGGCCGCUCAUCAGCAGUCCGGUGCCGGGCUUGACGAUCAUGGGCACCUACCUCUACUUCGUGCUGUCCUGGGGUCCCAAGUACAUGGCACACAGGAAGCCUUACAGCCUCACCAAUAUACUCCUCGUCUACAACUUCCUCCAGGUCCUCAUCAGUGUCUGGCUAUUCUGGGAGGCUCUUGCAGCUGCAUGGUGGAACAAGUACAGUUGGAAAUGCGAGCCGGUGGACUGGUCCUGGACUCCAGAGGCCAUGAGAGUAGCUUGGGGCUUCUAUAUCUACUUCCUGGCAAAGCUGACAGAGCUGCUUGACACGGUAUUUUUCGUACUACGCAAGAAAGACAAACAAGUGACAUUCCUGCACAUGUACCACCACACCGUGAUGCCCAUGAUCUCCUGGGGUGCUACCAAAUACUACCCAGGCGGCCAUGGCAGCUUUAUUGGCAUGAUCAACUCCUUUGUCCACAUCAUCAUGUACACGUAUUACAUGUUGUCAGCGUUCGGACCCCGAUAUCAGCGCUACCUCUGGUGGAAGAAGUACAUCACCACUUUACAGUUGACCCAGUUCUGCUUGGCGUUCAUCCAUUCAUUCCAGCUUCUGAUCUACGACUGCGAGUAUCCCAGGUUCUCGCUGAUUCUCAUCCUUCCAAACGCCGUCUUCUUCUAUUACCUCUUCAAUGACUUUUACAACAAGGCAUAUCCACACAGAAGAUUACAACAACUCCAGAAACAACAACAACAAAAAGAACUUCUGAAAAGACAACAAGAACAGAAAGAAAAUAAGUCUGAGUGAUUGAGUACACAAUGUACAAAAGAAAAUAGUGCAAUAGUGCAACGGUGCUGUUUGUUGUGGACGUGUAGGUUUAACCUGCAUUACAACUUCCAGUGGCUUUGUAAAUUACUUUUUUAUAUUGAGUGGAAAUUGUACAUUUACGGAUAAGUUAUGAUAGAUUAUUAUUUAACAAAGAAUACUUGGAUAUUACCUGUAGCUUGUAUGUAUAUGUUGACCAUUUUGUAAGGAUGGUUGAAUUGGUGCUUUAAUUGUAAGCAGUUACAACGAAGGUGCCUAACAAUAUUUGUGGAUUUUUUCAUUUCAAAUAUCAUUUUACAUACCACAUUUUACCUACUAUCCAUCUCUAAACUCAACGAAAUGUUGAAAUAACACUUUACUGUAGCAGAAAUAUUAGUAAUAUUAAAAUAAAUAUAACAAAUUAUCAAUUUAAAGUUGAACUCUCUGCAGUAUCUUUGGAAAUCUCCAGAACUAAAUUAUAGAUUUUAUACAUUAAAUUAAUUGAGUCUUUAAUACAAACACAAAAUACCAAAUAUAAGAGAGUAGAUUGUUAUCAUAUAUAUUUUUGGGUUUGUUUUAGUUCAACAUUUACAUCUCUCAAACUGUUAUGUGAUGGCAUUGUAAUGUAUGGAAAGUUUCUGUCUCUCAUUAGAACCUAACCAAUUUAAAUAUGGGUUAUUUUAAAUAGGUUUCACCCAGUUCAAAAUAACUCCUAUUUUGCCCACAAUUCCAAAAAUAACAGUCUAUAUGUCAUGGU